Molecule: messenger RNA, 818 nt
Organism: Zingiber officinale
Lineage: Eukaryota; Viridiplantae; Streptophyta; Magnoliopsida; Zingiberales; Zingiberaceae
Product: RNA polymerase II subunit A C-terminal domain phosphatase SSU72-like
Exons: 4
Coding region: 72-659 (195 amino acids)
Biological process (GO): termination of RNA polymerase II transcription
Cellular component (GO): nucleus; mRNA cleavage and polyadenylation specificity factor complex
Molecular function (GO): RNA polymerase II CTD heptapeptide repeat phosphatase activity
Source: RefSeq, a predicted model, not a curated record
CGGAUUUAACCCAAUCUCAAAAUUGCCCUUGCGCGAGGAGCACCAGAAAGAACCCCAGCAGAGAGGGAGAGAUGGUGGCGAGGCUGCGAUGUGCGAUGGUGUGCUCGUCGAACCAGAAUCGGAGCAUGGAAGCCCACGCGCUGCUGAAGCGGCACGGCUUCGAUGUGUCUUCCUACGGAACGGGCGCGCACGUCAAGCUUCCCGGCCCAUCUCUGCGGGAGCCCAACGUCUACGACUUUGGCACCCCCUACAAGUACAUGCACGAAGACCUUCGCCGCAAAGACGUCGAUUUGUACAAGCGCAAUGGGAUACUGCCGAUGCUUAAGAGAAACCUUGGCGUCAAGAACGCGCCACAAAGGUGGCAGGACAACGCCGCUGAUGGCUUCUUCGAUGUCGUCAUGACCUUUGAGGAGAAGGUGUUUGAUAUCGUCAUCGAAGAUCUUAAUAAUCGGGAGCAAAGGUUGACAAGAAGUAUACUAGUAAUUAACUUGGAAGUAAAGGAUAACCACGAAGAAGCUGCUGCCGGUGCCAAGCUCGCUCUGGAUUUAUGCCAAGAGAUUGACGCGGCAGGUUGCUGGGAGGAUGAGAUUGACGACAUUGUUUCUAAAUUCGAGAGACAACACAAGCAAAAAGUUCUUUAUACUAUCGCAUUUUAUUAGAGUUGGUGUGUAUCAGGAAGAUGAACCAGUGCAUUUGAGGGAUUUUACCCUUUGAUACACUCUAUGGGACCCUUCGAGGGUUCAUUGUUAUUACAAAAUUGUUUGAAUGAAUAAUAUAUAAUUUAAAAUUUAAGAAGCUAAAUUAUUUUGAAUUCUAAA